CCGUUUUCUCCCGGGCUUUGGAAGGGUUGUCUUGGUGACGGGUCCUAACGGUCUCCAGUUUGGAGAGCUAAGGGGCUGCAUUCUGGGUUGCAAAUUGGAAGCGCUUUCGCCUCCUCGAAGUGUCAGGGGGUGGCGGCCGGUCCGACCUUCGACGUGGAGAAAUUGGAGCCCUGCAGUUUCAUCCACUAAAAUUGAUUUUCAGAGACAAAAACGGACCUAUGAUAAAAAAAUGUCUCGAAAAAUUCCAAAGGAGUCCAAAAAAGUGAACAUCUCUAGUUCUUUGGAAUCUGAAGACAUUAGUUUGGAAACAACGAUACCUACAGAUGAUAUUUCCUCGUCAGAAGAAAGAGAUGGUAAAGUCAAAAUCACAAGACAGCUAAUUGAGCGGAAAGAAUUACUUCAUAAUAUUCAGUUACUGAAAAUAGAGCUGUCCCAGAAAAAUAUGAUGAUCGACAACUUGAAAAUGGAUUAUCUUACAAAGAUUGAAGAAUUGGAAGAGAAACUUAAUGAUGCCCUUCACCAGAAGCAGCUGCUAGCAUUGCGGUUGGACAGCCAGUUGACUUUCCAACAGAAAGAUGCCAGAAAAUAUCAAGAACUAUUGAAACAAGAAAUGGAAACUAUCUUACUGAGACAAAAGCAAUUAGAAGAGACGAAUCAUCAGCUGAGAGAGAAGGCUGGAGAUGUUCGUCGAAAUCUGCGUGACUUUGAGUUGGCAGAAGAGCAGUAUCUGAAGCUGAAAUCUUUCCCAGAAGAUCAGCUCUCUAUUCCCGAGUAUGUGUCUAUUCGCUUCUAUGAAUUAGUGAAUCCAUUAAGGAAGGAAGUCUGUGAACUUCAAAAGAAAAAGCAUGACCUGUCAGAAGAACUGAGCGCUCACAAAGACCAACUGAAGCAACUGACAGAGAUACAUGAAGAAGAGCGAAGAAACUGUUCAGAGCUUCAAAACCGAUGUCAGCGUUUGGCCUUAGAAUUAGCAGACACAAAGCAGUUAAUCCAGCAAGGCGAUUACCGUCAAGAGAACUAUGAUAAAGUCAAGAGCGAGCGUGAUGCACUUGAACAGGAAGUCACUGAGUUUAGGAGGAAAUAUGACAUACUUGAAGCCUCUCACAAAACUCAAGUUAAAGAAAGAAGUGACUUCUCAAAAGAGGUGGCCACUUUACAGCAGACGGUUACGUUACUGCAAAAAGAUAAAGAGUAUCUCAAUCGCCAAAACAUGGAGCUCAAUGUGCGCUGUGCCCAUGAAGAGGACCGCCUGGAGAGACUGCAGGCUCAGCUGGAGGAAACCAAGAAGUCCAGAGAAGAGAUGUAUGAAAAAUAUGUGACAUCCAGGGACCAUUAUAAAACAGAAUAUGAAAAUAAGCUCCGUGAUGAACUGGAACAAAUCCGAUUAAAAACUAAUCAAGAAAUUGACCAACUUCGAAAUGCCUCCAGGGAAAUGUAUGAACGGGAAAACAGAAAUCUCCGAGAAGCCAGAGAUAAUGCCGUGGCUGAAAAGGACCGAGCAGUGAUGGGCGAAAAGGAUGCUUUAGAAAAACACGAUCAGCUUUUAGACAGAUACAGAGAAUUGCAAAUGAGUGAGGAAAGCAAAGUAUCUGAAUUUCUCCAUCAAAGUAAAUUAAAAUCUUUUGAGUGUGAGCGUGUUCAACUUCUACAAGAGGAAACUGCAAGGAAUCUCAUGCAAUGUCAACUGGAAUGUGAAAAAUAUCAGAAAAAAUUGGAGGUUUUAACGAAAGAAUUUUAUAGUCUCCAAGCCUCUUCUGAAAAACGCAUUACUGAACUUCAAGCACAGAAUUCUGAGCAUCAAGCAAGGCUAGACAUUUAUGAGAAGCUGGAAAAAGAACUUGACGAGAUAAUAAUGCAAACUGCAGAAAUUGAAAAUGAAGAUGAAGCUGAAAGGAUUCUUUAUUCCUAUGGCUAUGGUGCUAAUGUUCCCACAACAGCCAAAAGACGACUGAAGCAAAGUGUCCACUUGGCAAGAAGAGUGCUUCAGUUAGAAAAACAGAACUCACUCGUCUUAAGAGACCUGGAACAUCAAAAGAACCAAGGAGCACAGCUUUCACAACAGCUUGACAGGGCCAAUUCACUGCUAAACCAAACACAGCAACCGUACAGGUAUCUUAUAGAGUCCGUGCGCCAGAGAGAUUCCAAGAUUGAUUCACUAAAGGAAUGUGUCGCACAACUUGAGACAGAUGUCAGCAAUUUAAAUAAAGAAAAGUCAGCUUUACUUCAGAUGAAGAAUCAAAUGGCAUUAGAUUUGGAACAACUUCUAAAUCAUCGUGAGGAAUUGGCAGCAAUGAAGCAGGUGCUCAUCAAUAUGCGCAGUAAGCACCCUGAGAGCAGCUUACUCCUUACUAAGGAGGAUUCGAAAAAUGUGGCAGAAAACCAGAAAUCAAAAGCUUUGGAUGUGUCUAGAGACCAGGAAGACAGUGUGUUUACCCCCAGACCAACACUCUUUACCAAAAAAGAAGCACCUGAGUGGUCUAAGAAAGUAAAGAUGAAGACCUAGUAUUUUCUAUGUAUUUAAAAUAUUUUGGUUUAUUCUGGAUAUUCUUUUUCUGAUGGGGGGGGGAGGAAGCUUACCUUAAUCAUGUACCCAAUAUUUUUCAUGAUUAAUUUUGUUUAUCUUAAUUGACUAUUAAAUCAACAUAUUUUGGUAUAAUAAUAAAAAAAUUUAAAUUCAAACGAUAGUAUAUUUUCUAUUUGGUUUUCUUUAUUUUGA
Messenger RNA from Echinops telfairi (small Madagascar hedgehog), 2716 nucleotides. RefSeq names its product progesterone immunomodulatory binding factor 1 (gene PIBF1). The transcript has 18 exons. The coding region runs from base 230 to 2503 and encodes 757 amino acids. Gene Ontology annotation, biological process: cilium assembly. Gene Ontology annotation, cellular component: centriolar satellite. NCBI's taxonomy places the organism in Eukaryota, Metazoa, Chordata, Mammalia, Afrosoricida, Tenrecidae. The record is from RefSeq and is a predicted model, not a curated record.